GUUUUGGUUUUUUUUUGAGUGGUUUUGGUUUGGAUAUGCGGAAAAAUAGUAGGUAAUUAAAUAUUUUGUGAUGAUAAAAAAUGCAAGUUAUUAUAGCUAUUUGCAAUAACUAAAUGAUUAACAUAUUUUCCUUAACAAUAUGUCACAGAGAAUGGGGCACAAAAUAUAGCGUGAUGUGAAUGCAAAAAUGGACAUGAGUGAACAGCAAGUCCUGGAAAAUCGUCGUCUGAAGAAUGGAACUAUGAAUUUAUCAAUGUCGUCUCAAUCAACCACUCACUGGAAAGAAUUUGUGUGUGGAGGAGGGGCAGCAUUCUGUAACAUCGUUAUUAGUUAUCCGCUGAAUAAACUCAUCUUCAGGCAGAUGAUGCAUGGUGUUGAAGCUACAUUUGCAUUAAAUCAACUACAAAAAGAGGGAUUAGGUUACUUGUAUCGUGGUAUGUUACCUCCUUUAUUACAAAGAACUUUAUCAAUGUCUCUAAUGUUUGGAAUUUAUGAUGAAUGCCUAAGACCUCUUCUUGACCAUAAAGUUAAUCCAUAUGUAGCUAAAACUAUAGCUGGUGUCGUUGCUGGCUGCUUUGAAGCAACACUCAUGCCUUUUGAGAGGUUACAAACUUUACUUAUACAUCCAAAGUUUCAUCAAGAAUUCAAAAACACUGGUCAUGCAGCAAGAUAUAUUGCAAAGCAUUAUGGUAUCAAGGAAUUUUAUAGAGGUCUCAUCCCUAUAUUAUUACGAAAUGGUCCCUCUAAUGCCAUGUUUUUUAUUAUCAGAGAUGAGGUCAAAGAAAGGCUACCCAAACAGCAAUUGUUGUUUUAUGCUAGUUUGCAAAACUUUAUUGCAGGAGCAUCAAUUGGAGCUUUUUUGAGCACCUUAUUUUACCCCCUUAAUGUUAUAAAGAUAGCAAUGCAAUGUGAAUUGGGUGGAGUCCAUAGAACAAUUUCAUAUGAAUUUAAGUAUGUUUUGUGGAAGAGAGGUUCAAAUUUUGCUAAUUUGUAUCAUGGUGCACUACUCAAUAUAUCAAGAGCAUUUCUAAGUUGGGGUAUAAUAAAUGCAUCCUAUGAGAUUUUUAGAAAAGCGUUAUAUCCUUAGUGUUGCCAUUCUUAUUUCUUAGUCCAUUUUUGUUUCAUUUCAUGAAGCAACUUGUUAUUUAUUUAUAUGAUAAAAUGAUGUGAUCAUGACAGGAUGUGUGUAUUAUUAAAACAAUAAUUUAAAAUAUUAUUUCAGCCCUGUGAUUUCUAUUCUUAAUUAAAAUGUAAUAAACUGUUAGUUAUUGUUUAAAAAUAUAUUUAUGGAAAAUAUAUUAUAUCUUUUGUUUAGCAAUACACUGUACAAUAUAAUCAUGGCUAUGUAAAUGUAAAAUAAUAUAUUUAUGUAUAGUCGGUUUAGAAAUGAUGUUGCUUAUUAACUUUUACUGUAAAGAUAAGAGAUGGCUUUAUACUGGCCGGCAAGUAACGGAUGUAAUGCAAAAAAAUUCUUUGUAUGAAAUUUAACUCCCACAUCUUAGCAGAAUCAGGGCACAAUCCCAGGGUAAGCUGGGCAAUUGCCCAGGGAAUUGUGACAGUUUUGUAUAACCUAAUGUGCUGUUGAUUGUACAUAUUUUUAGAUGUGACUGUACAAACAUUUGUGUAUUAGUGAAUAUUGAUUAUAGUGUCAAUAUGAAUGAAUUGUUUAGUAAACAAUGAGAAAGUAAUUAAAAAAGAAGCUACUAAAAUAAAUGCCGCAUAUACCAUAGUCAAUACUUUUUUUCAAUUGGAUGGUAUCAAAAUAUGCCAGUCCGUGAAUGUCAUUCCUUUACAUGUUACAAAAUUUGGAUAUUAAAAUCUUCCAAAUAAAGAGAAUGAUUAUGAAACUCAGUUUACUUUUAUUACAACAGAAGUAAAACAUGAUGCAUAUUGUAAAUAAUUUCAUUGAAUGCUUUUGUAGCAUUUAACAUAUGUAGCAACAUGUAGUUUUCUUUUUAAUACUUUCUCACUAAUGAAUAAUAGAUAAUUAUUCAAAAACAUUAGUUCCAAUUGAUAUCUAUUUUAUUAUGCAAUGUUCAAGCAAACAUUAAAAAAUUAAUUGUUUAAAUCAAUAAAUUGUCAUGAAAAUUAUGAAAUGGUUAUUAAAAUAGC
Diatraea saccharalis (sugarcane borer) is the source of this 2112-nucleotide messenger RNA. The record is from the annotation of a GenBank genome assembly. Lineage: Eukaryota; Metazoa; Arthropoda; Insecta; Lepidoptera; Crambidae.